AGCAAUCAGGCGCAACGUAGGGGAAGAAUGGCAAUAGAGGUAUUGAAAAGACUGGCUCACCGUAGAGUAAUGUACCAUUCUUACUCGGUUCAAGUUCAUGGCUAUAUAUGUUCAUCCACAAAUGAUGACAGUGGUUCAUUUACUCUAGUACAUGGUUAUCAUGGCAAUUCUUCUUUGAGACAUUGGCUUCAACAAGCAGAUUGGCUACCAACUCUAGAAGCUACUCUCGUAUUGGAUGAGGAGUCUGUCAGGCGAGUCGGUGAUGAUACAGUGGGAGGACCGGCAGUUUCUCGACAAUUACGUCUUAUUCGAAACUUGGCUGUACUUGUUUCAGUGUAGGAGAGAUUUGCGUUAUCAAGUCAUAUAUAGUCACACGUGGUCAUAUACAUAUAGUCAUAUUUAGUCACGU
Messenger RNA from Erythranthe guttata (spotted monkey flower), 409 nucleotides. The record is from RefSeq and is a predicted model, not a curated record. NCBI's taxonomy places the organism in Eukaryota, Viridiplantae, Streptophyta, Magnoliopsida, Lamiales, Phrymaceae.